Molecule: messenger RNA, 3345 nt
Organism: Toxotes jaculatrix (banded archerfish)
Lineage: Eukaryota; Metazoa; Chordata; Actinopteri; Toxotidae
Product: eosinophil peroxidase-like
Exons: 15
Coding region: 71-2725 (884 amino acids)
Biological process (GO): response to oxidative stress
Molecular function (GO): peroxidase activity; protein binding; heme binding
Source: RefSeq, a predicted model, not a curated record
CAGCAGCGGCGAGUUCAAGUUGGACUCUGCGGAACAUUAAAGGACAAGAGCAUUUGCCUUCUACACAGGCAUGAGUCGUCUUCUGUGUCUGCUGGCUGCAGGUCUUUACCUGUGCCUGCAAGGCCAAGUGAAUGCUGAAUCGCGUUUGAGCAGGAGUGUCAUUGAGAAUGCUGUGAUAGCAGCCAAGGCCACUGUGGACUCUGCUUAUGAGUAUUCCAGAAGAGAGAGCAUUAACCGUGUGAGGAGGAAUGCAGCGAAUCCUUCAGACGUCCUGCGCCUGCUGAAGCAGCCCGCGGGGCCAACCCGUAAUGUUGCCCGUGCCGCAGACUAUAUGGAUGUGUCUGUGAAACUGAUCAAGAGAUCUCUGGAAAGACGCCAUAAACGCUCCAUCAAUGCCACAGAUCUGAUCUCUGAUGAGGAUCUGCAGUUCAUUGCUGAGCUGACGGGCUGCUCUCCCCGACAUCGCGUCCCUUCCUGCACGACAACUCCCAAUUUGGACCAGUAUCGCACUGCAAGCAGCACCUGCAACAACAGAGAAAACACCCGCUGGGGAACCUCCAACAUUCCUUUCAACCGCUGGCUACCUGCUGAGUACCAGGAUGGCCUCUCUCUGCCCAAAGGCUGGGACUCUGAGCUUCCAGUUGACGGUCGAAUUCUGCCCUUGGUAAGGGAAGUGUCCAACCGCAUUCUAAACACAGCAAACGCUGAUGUGGAGAGUGACCCACUCUACACUCACCUGGUGACAAUCUUCGGCCAGUGGACUGAUCACGACCUGACCUUCACUCCUCACUCUCCUGUCAUCCGCUCUUUCAGUAACGGUAUUGACUGUGACAAGAGCUGUGAACGCACAGAGCCCUGCUUCCCCAUCGAGAUUCCCAGGCAAGACCCCCGGUUCGGCAGAAACUCAGAGGAGUGCAUACCCUUUUUCCGCUCAGCAGCAGGUUGUGGUUCUGGCAACACAGGCCACUUGUUCGGUGCAAGCACCAUCCGUGAGCAGAUGAACUCUCUCACAGCUUUCAUUGAUGUGGGCCAGGUGUACGGUGCAGAUGAUACCAAAGCUCGCUUCCUCCGGGACUUCUCCUCAGACAAAGGCCUUCUAAGGGUCAACACACAGUACAACGAUAAUGGCCGUGAGCUCCUGCCCUUCACCAACAUGGGUGCCAACAUGUGUGCAACACGAGCCCGUAUUACUAAUGACACUAAUGCUGAGGAGGUACCCUGCUUCUUGGCUGGUGAUGAACGCUCCAAUGAGAACAUUGGUCUGACCUCUCUGCACACACUGUUGAUGCGUGAGCACAACCGUCUGGCACGUGCUCUGGCCAAACUCAAUCCUCACUGGGAUGGGGAGAAACUCUACCAGGAGGCCCGCAAGAUCAUGGGAGGAUAUUUCCAGGUUCUCACCUUCAGAGACUACUUGCUCCACAUUGUUGGUCCAGACUUCAUUUCCAAGCAGCUGUCCACCUAUCCUGGCUAUGAUGAAAGUGUGGACCCCAGCAUCUCCAAUGUGUUUGCCACAGCCGCCUACCGAUUUGCUCACCUGAUGGUUCAGCCUUUCAUGUUCCGUCUUGAUGAGAAUUACCAGGAGCACCGUGAUUACCCCACCCCACUGCUGCACAAAGCCUUCUUCGCCCCAUGGAGGAUCAUCUUCGAAGGUGGACUGGACCCAGUCCUGAGGGGACUUGUGGGUCGCCAGGCCAAGCUGAACACACAGGAUCACAUGAUGACUAAUGAGCUGAGGGAGAGGCUGUUUAAAUUCUCCACUGAGCUGGCGCUGGAUCUGGGCUCUCUCAACAUACAGAGAGGCAGAGACCAUGGACUCCCUGGCUACAACAAAUGGCGCAAGUUCUGUGGCCUGUCACAACCAAGAAACCUUGCACAGCUGGCAAAGGUUAUGAAUAACACUAGUCUGGCCAAGAAACUUCUGGACCUCUACGGCACACCUGACAACAUCGAUGUGUGGCUGGGAGGAGUGGCUGAGCCAUUUGUCCGUGGAGGAAGAGUAGGACCCCUGUUUGCCUGCCUGAUUGCCACUCAGUUCCAGAGAAUCCGCCAGGGAGACCGACUUUGGUGGGAGAAUGAUGGAGUCUUCACUGAGGCUCAGAGGGAGUCCCUGAGGGAAACGUCACUUGCCCGCAUCAUCUGUGACAACACCGGUAUCACUGAGGUGCCUGAAAGACCCUUCCAGUACAGGCCCCGAGGGUCUGGUUACACCCGGUGUGAGGACAUUCCUCAAUUUGACCUCAGUCCAUGGAGGGAGGAUGGUCAAUCCUCAAGUGGACUCCGAGGACCACCAGGACCCAGAGGACCAGCUGGUCCAAGAGGCCCCCCCGGGCCCCCUGGCACUGAGGAGAAAGUUGCCUUCUCUGUGCGACUGGGAAACAACUUCCCCAAUGCCGGCGUGCCCAUUGCCUUCCGUGACGUCAUCUACAAUGGACAGAACAGCUAUGACAUCAAGACUGGCCUUUUCACCUGUGAGCACCCAGGUGUUUACGAGUUCCAGUUCCACUGUGUGAUUUCCCAGAGCGAUGCCAGUGUGGAUCUGGUGCGUAACGGAGAGCUGGUUUUGCACUCAUUCACCACCCGUCAGAACGGCUUCAUCUCAGCCAGUGGCAACACAUACAUUAAGCUUCAGAGGGGAGACAAGGUCUGGCUGGUGGCCAACCAUGGCGGCAAUGGUCUGACCAGUGACAGCUUCUUCUCUGGGCACCUGCUGUUCACUGAGUAGAAGAUUGGGCUUGAUACAGCUGCCGACCCAUGACACCCUCAAAACACGACAAGUUGAAGUUCAGUGAGAGUUUGCUGAAGUCACUAAUCUCUAUAUACUAAUAGCAACCCUAAAUAGACAAAAUAACAACUUAAGAUGAAUAUCUUUUGCAGGGAACAUUUGUUACACAAAAGCACAGUGUUUGAAACACCUGUGUCAUUAUUUUAAUGUUAAAAAGCUUUAAUUUAAAUUAAAGAAUAUCCCUAAUGCACUGCUGCCUGCACUGAUAAUGUAAAAGAGAGGUAAAGGGUUAUUAUACAUAUUGUUUUGUUAAGCUAAUGAAAAACAAUGUGAAAAAUGAAGUGAGCACUACUUGACUUGAAAUGAAAUAUUUUCUCUCUUUCUUUUGAAUUAAUCAUCCUUUUGUCUUUAUCUUUUUUCUGAAAGUUGCACAGUACAGUAAAAUAUGUAGAGCCUACGUCCGGUAAAUGAAGGUAAUCAAUUUAAUUCUAAAGUCAAAAUUUCUAAAGCUAUAAUUUUUUAACAGUUUUUUUUACACUCUCUUGUUUGUAUCAAAAUUAAGUGUAAGACUCUGAGUCACUUUAAGUUUGAUAUUAAUAAAUGAUUCUUGUGCAGAUCAA